Corticium candelabrum is the source of this 1560-nucleotide messenger RNA. RefSeq names its product G2/mitotic-specific cyclin-B3-like. Gene Ontology annotation, molecular function: cyclin-dependent protein serine/threonine kinase regulator activity. Gene Ontology annotation, biological process: regulation of cyclin-dependent protein serine/threonine kinase activity; mitotic cell cycle phase transition. Gene Ontology annotation, cellular component: nucleus; cytoplasm; cyclin-dependent protein kinase holoenzyme complex. The transcript has 12 exons. The record is from RefSeq and is a predicted model, not a curated record. The coding region runs from base 63 to 1385 and encodes 440 amino acids. NCBI's taxonomy places the organism in Eukaryota, Metazoa, Porifera, Homoscleromorpha, Homosclerophorida, Plakinidae.
CGGGGCAAUUUGAACACAUCAUUUGAACUUGUCCUACACGAACACGCGCUAUACGUGUACAGAUGAGAGGAACGCAAAACACCCGUACCGUCGACGAGCAGUACAAUCAAACCAAGAAAUGGUCUCGCAGGAGUUCGCAUCGCUUGCCAUCUCAAGGCGAGAAAGAUGAAAAGCCAAUGACGAGAGCAAUGAAGAGAGCGAGUUUGUCUGAGGACGGACGACCGUUCGCGAAGAGAGCAGCUCUCGGAAAUAUCACAAACGUUCAAACAGAACAAGGACAUCUUUCAUUGAAACUGGAUAAACAACCUUACACAAGGCACUCUAUAGGGAAUAGCAAUGGCGAACUCGAAAAAAGUCAACCAGACGAAUCUAAAUCAAGAGUUAAAUCACUGGAUGAUAUAAAGUUUAUGUCACUUUUCCUGCCUCCUAUAUGUAUGAAGACUGCAGUGGGUGGACAGUCGAGUGACAAAUGCAGUGAGAGACACGAUGCCGACACCAAACAAGAAGACACCACACAGACACUUGAACUGUCAGACUCAAAGAUUGAGAAGGCAACAGCAUGUCAACGCAAAGACAUCGAUGCAAGAAGCGAUCCUCUCUAUUCAACCGAAUAUGCGCAAGACAUCUACCAUCACAUGAGACAGAAAGAGAUGGCCCAGUCUAUAACAUCUUACAUGGACAAGCAACGCGACAUCUCUCCCAACCUUAGAAUGGUGCUGGUCGACUGGAUGGUUGAGGUUCAGGAGAGUUUUGAGCUCUUUCAUGAGACUCUCUAUCUUUCUGUUAAAUAUAUUGAUAGAUAUCUGUCUGUCAAGAAUGUUAAUCGUGGCCAACUACAGCUUGUAGGAACAGCUGCAAUAAUGAUUGCAUCAAAGUUUGAAGAAACUAGUCAGCCUCUAGUCGAAGACUUCCUGUACGUAUGUGACGAUGCCUAUACUAGAGAACAAUUAUUAGCAACAGAAGUCGACAUGCUGCAAGCUUUGCAUUAUGAUCUCAAUACUCCGAUUGCUUAUCAUUUUCUCAGAAGAUUUGCAAGGGCUGCUGAAGUCAACAUGGAAAUACAUUGUCUCGCUCGUUAUUUCUGUGAGCUCACACUCCAAGAGUAUGCAUUCGUUGAACAUAAAGCAUCAUUACUGGCAGCGAGUGCGCUGGGACUUGCACUCAAAAUGAAGAAGGCGGGCAGCUGGACUUCAACAUUGGAAUUCUACACUCAAUACACCGAGAAGGACCUCUUGCCUUGCAUGCAACAGCUCAAUGCCCUGAUUGGCGAGAAACCGAAAGAGAACGUCUCGACUGUCAGAAAUAAAUAUGCUCACAUUGUUUUCUUCGAGUCGAGUAAGGUGCCACCUCUCGGUAUGGAAGAGAUUGCCAGUUGUGGGCAAUGAGAUGUGUUGGGAGAGGGCUGAAAUUUGUUUACAGUAACUUCGUAUUUUAUUGUUCUUUAUGAUUGAGUAAGAUAGCCGUCUGUAUAGAGACACACACUGAUUUGUAGAGAGCAUUUGAAACUCGACAUCCGGUUGUGUUGUCGUUUCUACAAUUAAAUAGAUUCAAAUACUGUAC